AACAUGGACGAUAAUUCAGACCUGGGAAAUUCUGCGAAGAUCCCCACAAGUUCCUCAAUUUCUAGCACAGCUGAAGAACUGUUUUGAAAGCUGUACUUUACACCAAGACGUCAAAGGUCUUAUCAAGGUACAUGUACGAGUAACUUGAGGCCAAGGUUGCCCCAGAAACUAUGGACAAGGAGCCAGCGGGGACAGAUCCAUCUUCGGCCGUCAUCAGCGAGUCAGCCAACGUGGUAGUGCAACGCCUGUCUACGGGGAGUCCUCUGUGGAACUUGACAGCCACAGAUGGCGAGACGGAGACUGAGGGGGAGGUAAUGGACUUCCCCUUCCCCCAUUUUGCCCUGAGAUCAUUGCUGGCGGGCGGCGCUAAGGAUUUAAUUCAUGAUGAUGCUUGCGUGGACGUUGCUCGUGGGAUGACCAAAGAGGAUGCCAGUCUGUUCAACAUUCCCAGCUCUACAUCCCUCCUCACCGAGGCCCAGAUCCACCAGAUCGACUGUGCCCUCUCGGUUGAGGGACCCCAGGCAGACCCCAAGGCUGGCAGAGCCCAAACCCCAGAGUUGAUCAGGGAGGGGUCAAUGGAAGGCGGGGCACCAGGGAAGACAGAGGAGAACUCCGAGAGCCAAGAAGGCUUCCCAAGCGGGAUGGUCAGCGUGGGCAGCUCCGAGAGCCUGGCGCGGUUUGUCAGCGAGGAAAACCCCAUGCUUAACGAGAAUGAUCAGUUUAGUCAUCAGCUGCUAAUGAAUGCAUCAAGUGAUUCUCUCAAAUUGGACAUCCCAGGGGUUCUGGACCUCUCAGGUGAGAGCCUUGAGACAAGACAGCUCCUUGAAGAGGUCAUGAACUCUGAACUCUUGGAAGGGGUCAUCAAGAACGAGUGUCUAGAUGGUCAAGUGGCCGCCACUGCUGUGGUGACCACAAGCGACGGAGAUACAUCAGCUGGGGAAGGCAUCAAAGAGAAGGGGCAUGCUGGUGGCAGAAAGAAGCACAGUAGCACUGAGAAGGCUAUACCGCUGAGAAGGAGUGAGAGACACAAGAAGGCUGAGCAAUCCAAAGUGGAGGCAUCUCAGGAGGCACAGAAAACAGUGAAGAAAACUGGGGUGAAAGAGAAAGAAGGGAAAGUUGUCUCAAGACAGGUUGACGAGAAGAAGGAAGAUAAUAAAAAAGAUGUGAAAAAGGAAAGGGUCUUGGAGACCAAAGAUGCGACAGCGACGAGAAAGAGCCAAAGAUCCAAAACCAGAUUGGAGCAAGAGAAACAUGCAAAGGAGGAAGAAUCUGAAGAUGGAUAUGAACAGGAUAAGGAAGCUCUAGGAUCAUCGGAGAGCUCCAAAGAAAAACAGCACACCAGGCGGAAGCGAAGCUUUCAUAAACGGAAGCAGAGCAAGGGAGAGGAGACUGACUCUGAUCUCGAGGAUGGCAAGAAGACCCUGAAAGAGAUCCAGGAGGAGCUGAAGAGCAAGAGGCAGGCCAAAGCUCUCAAAGAAGGCCAUCAAGUGAUGCAGGAAGUCCCAGAUACCAGUAAAGUUGGUCCCAAGCCUGCAGAUGCCCACAAAAAAGAAACUAGGAGACGGAGCGAAGAUGCCCAACAUGCCAGGUCAGAUCACACCUAUGAGAGGCGGCGAUCGGGAUCAACAUCAGAACAAGGGCCUUCCCUCUUUACCCCUGACAACGCUGUCUUCAUCAAAUUGGGCACUCCGAGAGAUGGGGAAGGAGAAAGAAGAAACCGCUCCUCUGAGAGAAGAAAGGAAAGAACAAGGUCUUGGAGUGAAUUGAGAAGUCAAGAUAUUGAGGAAGGGGACUUGUCAUCAGAUGGCAUUGGAGAGGACGAUGACAAUGAUAGUGACUGGACCAGCGGUGACGAUCCAGAGAAGCUAUGGUGCAUAUGCCGCAAACCUCACGACAACAGGUUUAUGAUCUGCUGUGACCAGUGUGAAGAGUGGUACCACGGGUCGUGCGUUGACAUCACCAAGACUGAAGGCAAACGACUGAAUCGGGAAAAGCUACAAUGGAUAUGCCCAGUCUGCAUCGAGAAAGCAAAACGAGAGAGUAAGAGGGAAAUGAAGAGUGCCAAGGCAGGAGAAACAACCAACCCUCCCGCCGAGAAACCCAUAGACAAACCCGCCCCUCAGCCAACCCCGGAGAAGGCCGCCAAAGAGAGCGCUGAUGUCAAAGGUGAAGAGGCAGAUAUCAGCAAACCUGAGUCAAAGGAAGGAACUGAGAAGUCCCCGGAACCUCCGCAUUCCACCAAGAAAAAGAGGCUGAAAUUCUACAAGCCACCCCCACCCAAGCAGCAUUGCAUCGGCCCUGGGUGUCAGAGUUGGGCACGGCCUGGUUCCAUCUACUGCAGCAGUGACUGCAUAGUCCGGCACGCCCGGCAGUCAAUCCGAAUGAUCCACCAAGAGAAGGAGAAGUCCUUGGGAACCAAGUGGAGGAGAGACUCCACAGGGUCAGUCGGAAACAAGAAUAUCUUGAGCCCUACUAGCCAUAAGCAUGAGCCUGAGCGCAUCCCUGUCUUGGAACGUCACACGGGUAAGGUACGGACAGGUCUGUCGGCACCCAUCCAGGAACAACUCUAUGACUUCCUGGAGAGGCACCCAUCAUAUGAGGUCUUGCGUCCUGGCAUGCAGCACGGCGUGGCAGCAUUCUAUUCAUCAAAAUCCAAACCGACAAAGGACAAGAAAGAAGAACAGAUAGAGGCACGGGUCCGAGAACGUGAAAGGGAGGAGCAGCGACAGCGAGACUCCAAGCUAGAACAGAAGACAAACCCCCACAAAGACCCCAGCAGGGACGGGGAGAAAGCUAAGGAGAAAGCGCCGGUCAAGGAGAAGGCAUCUGUGUCAAAGGAGAAGGCGUCUACGUCCAGGGAGAAGGCACCUAGCAAGGAGAAGACCCCAAACAAGGAACAGCCGGAGAAAAGCAAGAGGUCCGAGGAGCAGGCGAAGGAGAGCGUGAGAAGAAAUGUGAGGGAGUCAUUGCGAGACAUGCUGGGAACAAGGGUGAAAGGAGCCAAAGACCUGAAGGACUAUGAAGACCAAGUCAAGAAGAAGGCCUACAUGAUUGAGUAUGAGCUGUACCGACUGUACAAUGACACAGGCUCCAAGUACAAGUCACGAUAUCGCAGUCUGUUCUUCAACAUCAAAGACAGUAAAAACCAGGGUCUCUUUCGCCGAAUUCUGAAAGGUGAAAUCUCGGCGGCUAAGCUGGUGCGCAUGUCGUCAGAACAGCUAGCAUCCAAAGAACUGGCACAGUGGCGAGAACGGGAGGCUAAGCAUUCUCUGGAAAUGAUUGUCCAUGAGGAAGUCGAAAGGAAGUCACUACCCCUGACAAAAAAGACGCACAAAGGAGAAGUGGAGAUCAAUGACGACAACCUGAGCAGCCUGGAGGCGCACGACAAGGAGACCAAGCCAACCAUCGACAUGAAGAUCAUCGAGAAGAAUGUUCCCUCAGCCACCAACCCACUGGACAACAUGCUGGUGGACACCACCACACAGCACCGAGCCCACCUCUUCGACCUCAACUGCAAGAUCUGCACGGGCAAGAUGCCUGCGCCCCGGGAGGAGGACUCCCUGACCCUGGCCAAGAAGGCCAAGGUUGCUCGGACCACGUUCCCUGAGGACGAGGAGGGGGAGGGACCAAGUAGCAGCCCCUCUGGGGGUGGAGAGCUGACUGCGGAGGAUGAGAAGGCAACCGGGGAACAGAUGAGCCCCAUGGAAACGGAAGAUUCAGAACCGUUCUCUCAACCUGAUGAUGGUCCUUCCCCCCAGCCUAGCCCCAUCGCCCCAUCUCCCAAGGAGCAGGCCCCUAUCCGACGCCCCCCUCCAUCCCUCUGGAACGGCUCCAUCACCAUGGAAGAGGUGGCAAAGUUUGCCAUGGCUGGGUUUCAUGUCUCAGGCCCCAUUCGAACGAUAUCUAUGGACAUGCCAGAGAACAUUGUCAUUUGUGGUCGUAUCCCGUACCCUGUGGUCUGGGACUACUUUAAGCAGCUGCGCAAGGCUAACACCACUGACCUGAUCGUGCUUCGCUUCCACGUUGUCCAGGAAGAGGACAAAUCGGCCUACAUCACCCUGUUCCAGUAUUUCCACAGCCGGCAGCGGAUCGGUGUGGUUGGGAAUAAUCGCACCCACAUCAAGGACAUGUACAUCCUCCCGCUGUCUGCCCACGAGCCAGUGCCCCAGGAGAUUAUGCCCUUCAAAGGGCCUGGUUUGGCAGAGCCCCGCCCUCACAUGCUACUUGGCCUGCUUGUGCGACACCGUGAGCGAGCGCGCUCAGCAAGCCUAGGUCACACCCCUCGCUCCAGCAUCUCCCACCAUGACUCACAGCUUCAUCCCAAGCCACAACCACCACCACAACAGCAGAAACGACGGCUGUCGGACACACACACACUGAGCACAGCUUCGCGCUCACCCACCGACCCCGAGGAGUUUCUCAACAACCCUGAGGAGCACGGCUUUGGACCAAAGCGGUUCCGCCCCUCCCAAGAACCAUUACUCAUCCCCAAGAAGCAACUCAUGGAUCCCAUCGUGGCCCAGUACGCCAAUGCAGACCCGACCGAGCUCACUGCUGAGCCCUACUCACCGACUCAAGAGGAGAUUGAGGCCCCCUAUGACCCAGCAGAUGUCCUGGAUGUCAUAGGUGAAGUGCCAAAGGCGAAAGGUCAAACAUCAGGAGAAGAAUCCAGCAAGGAGGGGUCCAUGCAAAGCCCAACCAAACUCACCUCCCUCCUACAAGAGAGUGGGCAAAGCAUGAGCGCCAGCGAGAUUGCAAAUGCGGCAUCAGACGUCACAGCCAAUUUACUGACAGCAUUCAGCUCCAAGCCAAACCUGACUGAACAGCAGCAGCUUCUGAUCAAGCUGACGCAGCAGGUAGAAGAUGCCAAGAAGGCUCUGCUGGACAGGCAGAUCGCAUCCUUGCAGUCAGAGAUCGAGAAGGCCACUAGCGAUUCGGACUUCAGCCCAGGGCACAGCUCCGUAUCAACGCCCAGACAGCCCAUUGCUGUAGUGGGCGGCUCCACAAGCCAACUCCAAGUUCCUGAAGGCACAGCAGAAGACCAGACAGGGUCACCACAGAUUCGCCGCGCACCAGCAGACUCCAGCACAGCUGCAGCAGAUGAUCAGGGUGGCGCCACACCAACCAAAGAUGAACCAGAAUCGAAAGAUGCUGAAACCAAAGCGGAGCCAGGAUCAACCAACCAGGAUCGCUCAGCAUUAGAUUUCAUCCAAGCCACACUGUUCGAGCCCAAAACAAUUCCCUCAGUGACGGCUAAAGUUUCAACCCCAACUCCACCCCCGAUUGGUAGGAUUCCAAUUAUAAACGUUACUGACAAAGAACCUUCGCCACCAUUCCAGGGCUCUUAUGAGCCAAAGUUUACCCCACCCCCUACUGCACCAACCUACAACCCUUCCCCCUACGGCUAUGACCAGGGACAACAGAGGGCACCUUUUGGGGAGCAGCUGUAUAAUCCAGACCAGUCGUACAACCCAUCUCACCCAGCUUCACCAGUGGAGGAGUACCAGCCAAUAGAAGAGCCGAAAUGGCAGGGCACCAGGGACUACGAUCAUGGACAGCCUGGUCCAAGUGGUACGACAUACUCCCGGCAGGACUAUGACCCAUACCCAUACAGCGGGGACAUCGACUACAGACCACACAGCCACGGCCAGCAGGAACCCUAUGCCGACCGACAGGGCUAUGAUUCCUACGGCCGGGAUUACAACCCACACAACAGGGGCCGAGGUCAUGGCUGGGGUCAGCGAGAUGAAAAUCAAGACUCACGAGGCUACAGCAAGGGAAGAAGUUACGACAAUGGAAGAGAACAAGAAUGGAGGCACCAAACACGUGAUUACGGACACGGCUACCCAAGAUACUAACGUCUUAACUCUUAGCUAUUUAUUCCAAAAUUAGAAACGUGCUGUAGAAAUUCCAAAUCUCAAGCUGCUAAAUCUGUUCAUACACUGCGUAGGAUUCUGUACAUACAAAUUCUUGAGUGAAAUUUACGACCUGGUAUGAUGCAUCUCAUUGCCAGUCAGUUUCUGAAACCCAAAGAGUAUACACUGGAAAGUCAUGUGGAGGAACUCACCAAGAAGGGGGCAACUUGAAAUUGUGAAGAGCUUUGAGGGGCUGGGUUUUUAUUGAUCCUAUCUAUUGCCUGCCAACAUGUAAUGGUACAUAGGGAUUUUCUAGAAGUUGGUCUUGCAUGACCUGUCAAACUGUGCAGAGGCUGGCGAGCACCUUAGAUUCUGUGCCAUGCAUGUUCCAUUUUUUCUCAUUGUUUUUCCACUGUCUAACAAAUUUGACGAAGGCAGAUUAUCGUCUUACAUUUUGACAUGAUUUUUUUGGGGGAAAAUGCAAUGUUCCUGUCUGAUCUUGCACCUGUUCUAUGUAAAUUCCUCUCCAAGCCAGUAACUGCUCCAGAUGUGUUUGUAUCAGGCAGUACAGUACCCGUACUUAAAAAAAAUGUAUUGCAUUAUGUUUGAUUUAGGAAAUUUCCAGGAGUUUUGAGGAAUGCUCUCAGUUGUGCUAUUCAAAACUGUUUACGUGUCUGUUUCUCACGUACUGUAUGUUUCCAAUGACAAACAGAAGACAACCUGAUUAAUGUGGAAGUGUACUUUAACUUACAUGUACAUCUUCUUUAUCCCUAACCCCCUAGGGUGUAUGUAAAAUCAUAUUGAAAUCGGAGGAUUUGGGACUGGUAGAGUUAAAAAAGGUAUUAUUUGGGGUGCCAUUUUAAAAAUGUCACCGGUAGAUGAACGUGUGCUGGUGGUAUCAACUUUUAAUCAAUCGCAUUGAUCAUCUUUUAAAAUCUGUACAUUGUCAACUGCCAUAGUGUUCAUGUGUUUGUUUUUUUUCUCUGUAAAUACAAAAUAAAAAGCAUGAACCGCAAUGUGUCGUUUAGACCCUCAUUUUGUCUGUUUACUGCAGAUAGCAGCUACUUUUUUGUUAUUCAGCUAUUGAACUUGCAGGCUACAGGUCCAAUAUAAAGGUUCAGAGUUAUUAAGGAGUAAAGGGUCAGGAUUAAAGGUCAAAAGCUAGAGGGUUAGAUGUUGAGGCCAAAAUGCAUUUGACUCUCAAUUAAUGUCAUUUAACCUCUUUUUAAAUGAGGAACUCCAUAUACAAGCAAAACUUGUUCUUCAGCGUUCUAAUUUUAUUUUUGCUCAAUUUUUGUUUCAAUUCUGCAUUGUUAUGAAGCCUCCACCCAAGCCAAUUUUUGUUACAAAAAAGUACCUGAAACAGGAAUCGUGAAA
This is a messenger RNA of Acanthaster planci (crown-of-thorns starfish), 7232 nucleotides long. RefSeq lists its product as uncharacterized. Gene Ontology annotation, molecular function: protein binding. The record is from RefSeq and is a predicted model, not a curated record. Gene Ontology annotation, biological process: DNA-templated transcription. NCBI's taxonomy places the organism in Eukaryota, Metazoa, Echinodermata, Asteroidea, Valvatida, Acanthasteridae. Gene Ontology annotation, cellular component: nucleus.